Molecule: messenger RNA, 6350 nt
Organism: Anolis carolinensis (green anole)
Lineage: Eukaryota; Metazoa; Chordata; Lepidosauria; Squamata; Anolidae
Exons: 30
Coding region: 308-6289 (1993 amino acids)
Molecular function (GO): protein binding
Source: RefSeq, a predicted model, not a curated record
UGAAUAGACCAGUUGGGAGAAAACAAACAAGCUGGAAUUGCUUGUUCUCUCUUGCUGGAGCUUGACAUGAAGUCUGAUUUCUCAGGCCCUUGGAGGAAGACAUUGAAAGUUACCUUUUUACUAAAAUUGCGUAUUUGGGAAGAGGCAGAAGACGACAUUCGGAGACAUGUUUGGAUCAUUAGUUCGGGGAAAAACUAAAAGAAUUCGGCAAUGGCAAAGAAAGGAUUAAAUACACUAUAAGCUUUUCCAAAAUCGACUUUGCAUAUCAUAUUUGCAUAUCAAGCACAUCUGCAAAAUAAACAACAACAUGUGGACAUCUUAUACAAAAGGAAAUUUGUCUCAGAAGCCUUUGUAUAUGAAGCAAAAAGGACAUUGGCCUGUAUCACAUAUGAAAGUAAAUGAAGAAACAGACCUGCAUGUGAAGAUGCACUUAAAGCAACACAUGUAUUUCCGUUUUGCUAAAAGAUUGAAUCAUGCAUCAGAGAAUAAAAGUCAACGACACUUGAGAAAUUCAGAAACAUUUAUUAUAAAGUCUGAGGCAAAUAUUACAGAUGAAGCCAAAUAUCCCAACUCAACAUUCAGCAUCUGUCCAGAUAAAUCUCUGGAAAAGGCAGAACCUGCUAAAUUGAUGGAAAAGAAAAUAAUUUCCCGGCAAAAGAAAGGAGAAAUUGAGAGGUUAAUAUAUACAAAGGGAUGGCUGCUCCAGACACAAACAAGUGGAGAAAUCCUUCAUUCAGAAGAGACUGAGACAAUUGAUGAGAAGAAAAUCAAUAGAAGGACAACAGAUUUGUAUAAAAGUGUGUUAUCAGCUUCUCUGGGGUUAUCAGAUGCCAGUGUCACAGAAGAUAAGGAACCAGAUAGAGCUGUUCAAAAUGGAGCUUCCUCUUUAACUCUACCUUAUCUGAAAACCCAGAUGGAAGAAAUAGAAUUGUCCAGUGCUCUUUUGCUGCAAAACCAGGGAACAAGUAAUGAUACAAGAUGUUAUCAUUACAGCCUUCCAGAUGGUGACACAAACAAGGCUGUAAUUAGAGGACAAAUCAAUUUGCCAUGUCUAUCCAAAAAGAAAAUCUUCAUGGUCUAUAUCUGUGGAGACUAUCAAGAUUCAGAAGUAGAACGAAAUGCACUGAUGGAGAAGUCCUUUCCUUGGCUAUACAAGUAUUGUAAAGAGAGAGGUUAUGACUUCCGAAUGGUGGACCUGAGAUGGGGGAUAAAAGAUGGCAUCACUAAUGACCACAGCAUGGCUUCGCUGCAUUUGAAGACUUUAAGAAAAUGCCAACAGUUGGGAUUUCAAACUUUCAUUAUAUUUAUUGGGCAAAAGCAUAAUGACCUAUCCCUGCCAGAUAUAAUAACUAAGGAAAACUUUGAGGCAAUUCGAGCUGCAGUUGAGCAGGUGAAGCGAAGCACCAAAAAGGCAAAGCAUAAUUUGUCCAGUGGUUUUAAGGAAGAAACCGGGGGAGCCAAACAAAAUGAAAGUCAAGAUGAUGGGAGUCAAGAUGUCUUGGGCUCUGAUGUAUCAACAGAAGAAUCUGACGCUGAAACAAGUAGUAAGGAAGAAUACGAGUUGGCUCAUUCAAAGGGGCAGAGGUUUCUUAAUGCUCCUCUCACCCAAAAGACGGUUGUUGAAUAUGAUCGAGAACUUCAGCUUCUGAAUAAAUGGUACAAGAUGGAUGAAAACUGCAUCCCAGCAGUUUACAAACUUCAGCCAAUUUGCACAGUGUACAGAGAUAUCUUUAGCAAAGAUCCCAGUCGCAGGCACCAAGUUAAGAACAAAUGGCUGAUGUCAUUUCAAAAACUACAUAAGAUCUUUCAAGAAUAUGCUUCUGUUGCUCUUGGCCAAGAAACUGCCACCAUCUUGCUCAAACCAGUUUUGCAUCAAGAAGUGGAUCACGGAUUCCAAGUCCAUGGACCUCGUGAGGAUCACUGUCACUGCUUCAAGAGAAACAUAAGUGAGCUGCAGAACAAUCUAUCAAACCCGCAAGCGUCCAAAUAUAUUGACAUCCAUCCCUUGCGACCGGAAAUCAACACAGCAAUGCAUGAAGCCCAUCAGGAUUUUGUGAAAAGCAUUCACUCCAGGCUGCGUCACACAAAUAUCUACAACAAGAAUAUUAACUGGGGAAGAGAUGGAAUCAGCCCCACCCACAACAGAUCUCAUGCAUAUUACUUGGACUGUCUUUGCAGUGACUUUCAAAAGAUUGUUGUCAACCACUUCAACAGAAUGAUAAGUUCAAAGGAUGUUCCAGACAGACUACAUCAAAGAAGAAAUCAAGCAUUCAAAAAACAUAAUGAUGAAGAGAUUCUGGAGCAUGUGCAACACGGACAGGCCUUGGUUAAACGUCUCAUAGGAAGAGAAAUUAUUUUGAAUGAGCUGAAGAAUCAAUUUACACCUUUAAACAGAAGGCUGGUUGUACUUUGUGGAGAGACUGGAUGCGGGAAAAGUGCCAUCAUAGCAAAGGCGGCUUCUUUGGCUUCUCUUUGGAUCUCUAGGAAUCUCACAGUUAUAAUUCGAUUUAUUGGUGCCACGGGUGAAAGCAGAAAUAUCCGACUGCUGCUCUUGGGUCUUUGCUGCCAGAUAGCUGAUAUUUACAGUACCUCCAUUAAUUUAUCCCAGGAUUUUAAAGGCUUGGUGGAAGAGUUUGUGUCCUUGCUGGAAUUUGCUACACAAGAUAAGCCACUUUUAAUAUGCCUGGAUGGUCUGGAUGAAUUAACAGAGGAAUAUGACGCAGACCUUUCUUGGAUACCUGCGGAAUUACCAAAGAACGUGUAUUUUAUUGCUUCCACGUGUACAACUGGAUCAGCUUCUCUAUGCUUAAAAAAACUGGAGAAAAUAACCAUAAUGGAGAAUAUUCUACAAAUAUCACCUUUAACAUCUCAAGAAAUCAAUGAGAUUAUCAAUUCUUGGUUAGAAAAAGAUCACCGAAGACUCUCCAAAGAUCAGUAUGAUCUCUUAAUGGAGUCGUGUACAGCCUGCCCGCUACCACUUUACACACACUGUGCUUACGAGGAAUCUUGUUUAUGGACAUCUUUCAGCCCAGAGACAGAUGUGUAUCUUCCGCAAAACAUACCUGAAAUGUAUUCUCGGAUCCUUGGCAGAAUGGAAAAAUCCCAUGGAGAACAGGUUGUGAAAAGGAUAGGAGCUUACGUGACACUUUCAAGAAAUGGCAUAACUCAGGAAGAGCUACUUGACCUGUUGUCCAAUGAUGAUGCAGUAAUGCAAGAAGUAACAAAAUUCCAGAAAGUUUCCAUUUUAGCUUUCCCUCUAGUAUUAUGGUUGAAGCUUUUGGAAGAUCUAGGAGAGCACCUAAGAGAACAAAGAACAGACAACACUUAUGUUUUUACUUGGGCUCAUACAUCUCUGAAACAUGUGUGCAUCGAGAGGUAUCUCAAAUCACAGGAGUCCCAGAUAUCAGUUCAUGAUACCUUUGCAAAUUACUAUUUGGGUAGAACUUCACAUGAAGUCAACAAACUGUAUACAUCUCAGCCUCUGGCCUGGGUCUUGGAAAAAGAAGCUAAGAUCAACUACUUCUUUAAUAUCCGUAAGCUCUUUGGAACUCCAUAUCACCUUAUCAAAUCAAAGAAUGUUAUUGUUCUAAUCAGAGAGUGCCUAUUCAAUUAUGAGUUCCUCUUGCACAAAUCCUGGGCAUCAUCUGUAGUUAGCGUUGAAGAGGAUCUCAAAGCAGCUAUCAGUGCAGACAGGACUAUACCUGACUUAACUUUGUUAAGUGAAGUUCUCAGGUUAUCCAAGAACGUUUUACUGCAAGACCCAUGUCAGAUGGCAUCUCAGUUGAUAGGUCGUCUUCAUCAGAUUGCGGCAGCAGAUAAGCCAGUGGCUCCAGGGGAUCCCAAAAAAUACCUCUAUCUGCCAGCUCUUUUGUCCCAGUGUGAGAAAUCUUCCAUUCCUGUUCUUGUUCCUUCAACAACUUGCCUUAUAGCUCCUGGUGGACUACCAUGUGACUUUCUGAAAGGUCAUUUGGACAGAAUUACAGCCAUUGGACAGACCCAGGAGGAACACAUUGUUGCAACAGUUUCCAAUGAUGGCACUUUGAAACUGUGGGACCUGAGAGUUGGUAAAGCCAUCUUCACUCUGCAUGCAAUUGGGAAGAAUAUCAGCGCUAUUGCUGUAUGUUUGGAGAACAGGUUGGUGGCUGUGUCUGACAAGACCAGCCUAAAAAUCUGGGACCUUUCCUUGGAAAAAGUGAUAUAUGCGGCUGGAGAGUUUUUGGAUACUCCUAUACUAACUUCUGCAAUGAACGGACAACUCUUGCUGGUUUUUUUUAAUGGCAACCACAUGGUUCAGGUUUUUGAUCUCGCUCGCUCGUGCCAAUUGCUCCAUGAAGCAACCCUUUCUACUGAAGAAGUGCCCAUCCACAAGGACCGUUCUAUACUUGUAUCAAAGAAUUCAGUGAAAGAUUAUGUUUUGUGUGUCUAUAGAAGUGGAAGUGAAGCAAUGGUCUUUAGUGGCAAGGCAGGAAAAGUAGUUGCGAAACUGAAAAGCCAAGAACCAAUAGCAGCUGCUGAGGAUGUGGCUGUAACCAAGGAAUAUUUUCUGGUGAUUUUCAGAUGUCCCUUCAUGAGACAACGUGAGAUUGUGCAUAUCGAACUCUACCAUGUCCACAACUUUUCCUAUGCUCACAGUCUGAAAGGAUGCUGCCAUGAUUAUAUUCAUACUUUUGCUGUAAACCAUUUGGGGUCUCACCUGGUGGCAUUCAGUCCCAUACCAAACACUAAUUCCACUGAGAUAGUGUCAUGGAAUCUAGAGUCUGAAGAUCACAAACAUUUGGCUAAAUUUCCUUCAGUCCCAAUUGAUGGUGUAUGCACUGAUCUUCGAUACUGCUUAGCAUUCUGUGAUGGAGAUAACUACCUUCGAUCCUGGAACUUGGCUUCCAAGAUCAAUGACCAGUCUUUGACUGUCACUGCAAGCAAAGCAAAGCAAACAAAUGGUAUUCAGAAUAUUGUGACAUCAGAGAACUAUCCCAGAUAUGCUGUCUGUCGAAAUACAAGGAGCCCAGGAGUCAUAACAGUUUGGAACAUUGUGAAAUCAAAGUGUAAACACAAUGCUGUGAGAGUGGAACGAGGACUGGUCGAAAACACGGAUGUAGUGCUGGUUAAAGACAUGAAACUAUAUGUUCUGACAGACAAAGGAAUUGCUCCCUUUGGGGAUCCUCCCAGGCCCAUUUUCCAGACCCUUUUAAUUUAUGAUCUUCUGAAAAAGAAGUACCUAAAGAAACAGACUGGUCUUUACAUAAUUCCCUGUCCAUAUAAUGAGUACAGGAUUCUUGAAGGAGGCCUUCUACUUGGUCUCUCAGAGAACAGAGACCAUUUUAUCACAUGGAAUUUGGAAACAGGAUUGAUUACGAAUCGGAUAAGGCCUCAAUACCAAAACAACUUUGCCUUGCAAGCUCCUCAUCCCAACCAUUCCUUGCCCAGGGAAAAUGCAAAACCAAACAAAGGAGGAUUGUGUAAAGAAAUAACAGCAUUAUGGCAUCCUUGGGAAAGGCGAAAUGAAACAAGGACUGCACAGAAAAGGAGGAGGGAGAAGGCAGGAAAACUGGAGGUGGAAAUGUUACAACAACUAGCCAAGGAGAAGAGUAAUGCUAUUGAUCAGUACCUCCUGAGUGGAGAUGAAAAGGUAGCAGUGUGCUCCUAUUAUGCACAUCACCUGUCUGUGUUCAGCCUGGAAACGAUGUGCCAUGUCCGCACUCUUGAGAGCAGAGAAUCUAUGCUGUUCUUACACAAUGCAGCCUUGACCUUUGACGGCCAUUACCUAGUGCUCUCUAAUUAUAGCGAGGAGGAGAAAAUCAGCUAUGUAACCCUAUGGAAUUUAGCCACAGGAAAGGUCAGGAAAAGAUUAAAAAAUGAGCCAAAUGUUUGCUGUACAGCCAUAACUGAUGAUGGUAGCAGAAUAAUUUUUGGUGUGAUGUUGGAAAACAAGAUAAAGCUUUGGGAUCCAUUUAAACACAGACACAAGUUAUUUCAAGGUUAUGAAGGCCUUCAUCUGAAUGUGAACAGCAAAUUACAGAUAUUAGAUAACGCAAAAGCUGUCCUCCUUGCAGGUGAGGUCAGUCUAUGGGACUUGGAGCGUGGCACAGUUAUAUCCAUCUUCACACCAGAUAGCAACAUCUCUUGUCUGACUCUUGCCUUGGAUAGAAAAGCAAUUCUUUUAGGCUUGACUGAUAGCACUACUCUUAUCACCUUGAAAAUGCUGAGCCUCAACACUGCUGCAAGUUUGACAGGAACAGAUUUGUUUGGAGAAGAAUCGUCAAGCAGUGAAGAGGAGUCUGAAGUCAUGUAAAAAAACCUUUUCAGCAAAAUAAGAAGCUAAGCAUAAGCAAAUUAAAUCGUCUUACAUAUUA